This is a messenger RNA of Theobroma cacao (cacao), 1471 nucleotides long. NCBI's taxonomy places the organism in Eukaryota, Viridiplantae, Streptophyta, Magnoliopsida, Malvales, Malvaceae. The record is from RefSeq and is a predicted model, not a curated record.
CUCUAUAAAGCCCUAAUCCGCCGUUUCUUCUCUGAGAAUAAAAAAACUCUUUCAGCGUAUCCCCACUACCUCGCCAAUCUUCCUUUUACGUUUCGUUCCUUCCCCUCUCUUAGUAACAGUCGUUUCGGCCGGGUUAGAGAAACAAAUUAAAAGAUAUAUACUAGCAAAGAAUCUAUAUUCAUCGAAUACUAAUAAUUUUUUGUUUGUUUGUUUACGGCCUUUCGAACGGGUGUUACGUUAAGGGGAAGAGUUGGUCAUCGAUCAUGGGGUUCCUACACAAACUUUGGGACGAAACGCUUGCCGGGCCCAUGCCGGAAACCGGCCUCGGAAAACUACGAAAGUAUGAUUCGUUUUCAUCCACACGAUCAUCGCCUGCUCCUGUUGUUGAUGGUAAUAAUAAGAUGAUGAUAACUAGGAGCAUUACGAUUCUUAAGAGUAACUCUGGUUUUAGAAACCUAUCGGUGGAGCCGAGUUCAACUCCGGAUUCUCCUUCCGGGUCGAGCACUCCUGGGACUCCUUUCUCACCGGGGACACCACGUGGGGAUUUCAGGAGAUUCACGAGUAGGAAAUCGUCGGCUGAAGCACUGGAAUCCGCUGAGUCUAGAAGUCCGACGGUUUACGAUUGGUUCUCUCUCUUUUGUUUGCUAUUUAUAAACACACAUUCUAUCUUUGCCUCUCUCUUGAUCCACUCCCCUCCCUACAAAAAUUGCUCUCAACCCGUAGUUAGCCCCUGGAAUAAAUAUGGUCAUCAUAUAAAUCAAAAUAACUUGGAACGUGGCUUGAAAUUAUGUGAAAGUUGACUCAAAAUACUUUCCUAGGGAAAAGAAGUCCAUGACCCUGAUAGUCCCCGAAUUAACAUAAUCAAAGAGACAGCUACCGAAAAUCUAUGCUUCACUUGAGCCUUUCACUGAAUUUACAAGAUCUUUCCCUAUGGCUUAAGAGAGAGGCAAAGGAAAACUAAGGUUCAAGAAAUGCAAAUGCUAAAGUUUUGGAAUGUUUAUUGGCCAUGUUGCUAACCAAUUAUGUUUUGUCAUUUGUGUUGAUAUGCUGCAGGAUUGUGAUAAGUGCUUUGGAUCGUUGAGAGAAGAAUAGGCGAUUUUUCUUUUGAAGAAUCAGCGUCGAAGAAACUUUUGUACAUAGAGAAACUUUGAUGGAUAUUUCAUUAUAUAUAUAUAUAUAUAUAUCAAUAGCCUAUAUAUAGCUAAUAAAUAAGUUGGUUACAACAAAAAGACGGAUUGGGUGAUGGUGAACAAUGGCAACCGAUUGAGAAAAUCACGGCUUCUUGGAGUUUCCGAGAGAGGAAAGACGUAGGGGAUCAGCUGUUUUGUGCAUAAUCUUUCUGGCUAGCUAGAGAUUCUUUUUCCUUCAAAUUUUUGUACAUAUGAUUUUCCGUUUCUUGUUUUGUUUCUUGGCUUUGUUUUGUGUACAUAUGGAUCCUCUUUCAAUGAAACUCGUUUGCAGCUUAUUAUAA